AAGCACCGCCUCCAUCCUGAACAAUUGUCACAAACCCUAAACCCUGUACUAGGAUAUCAAAAGACGAAAUCUAUGGAGGACAGCUUCAAGGUUCGAGUUGAUAGGGCAUUCGGAUCUCUCGAAGCUUCUUCUUCAUCUACAAUCAAAUCAACAUCGUCGUCCUUAAGCUCUCUCUGGUGCCUCACCGACGAAGAGAUCAAGAGAAACGAAUGGAUUCAAGAUAAAAUCACCGUUCACAAAGACAAAGAUGAAGAACACAUCCACCGUCUCAAAACCCCCAAAAUCUAUUCUUCCUUUCUACAAGGCCUUCUUGCCGAACCCUCAACUUCUCAUCAAGACCUGGAGUCUGACAUUCAAGAGCUUGAGGACGAAGAAGACGAAGAACAACAGCCACCGCUGUCGAAACCGGACGAUCAUAGCAACGACGACUGGAAUAUUCGAUCUUCCGUCGGCAUGGACUGCACUCUCGACAACGAGGAAGAGGAAGAUGGUUACGACAAGGUGGCAUUAGGCAAGGAAGAAUCUACAGAUCGUUUUUACAUGAGAGACGUGAACGAUUAUGAAGUCGAGAUGGAUUCCAACAAUGAGCUUCCGGACUCGAUCACCGAUGUUAUCAGGGAUCCCCGAGCGAAUCACAUGGCUGCAAAACUCAGGCUUAAAGAAGACGAAGAAUCUGCUAGAAAAUUGGGGUUGCAGGUUUCCGAAAACAACGUACAAGAAUCAACAACGACGGAGAAUCAGAUCUCUACACCUUUUGUUCCAGAUUAUGGGUCUGGUGGUGGUGGUGACAUGGAGAUUGAAGAUGUUUCCAUGGGGUCUCAAACAUCAAUUGUGUUUACUCCAAGAAAGAAGAAGUUGAGUGAUGAUACGAUGAAGAAAAGCAAGGUAGAUGGAGGAUACAAGAAAGUUGUUCCUGCUGGUAUUGCUGGUGAGGAUGUUGAAGACAGUGGGGGGGUUUGUGUGAUGGAUGAAGAUGAGGCUGAAAUGGCGAUGAAUAAGCAGAGAGGUGGUCGGAGGUAUAGGACGAAGGCUAGUUCUGAUGUUGAAUGAGUUUGAGGUAUACAGAGUGAAUAGAAGUUAUAAUAUGCUACUCUUGGAACUGAGAUACAAAUCCAUUUUCUGCUAUUUAUGAAUUAUGAAAGUUGCAAGGAUAAAAAAAAUAUUUAAUUUAUAUUAAAGUUACAUUUGAUAUUUUGAUCAUUAAGGUGUAUUAAUUUGUGUUCUGAUGACACUCUUAAACCCUUAAUGCAAAGUAUAAAAUAAUGACAACCUCAAGUUUGUGC
This is a messenger RNA of Lactuca saligna, 1283 nucleotides long. Lineage: Eukaryota; Viridiplantae; Streptophyta; Magnoliopsida; Asterales; Asteraceae. The record is from the annotation of a GenBank genome assembly.